Molecule: messenger RNA, 5186 nt
Organism: Seriola aureovittata
Lineage: Eukaryota; Metazoa; Chordata; Actinopteri; Carangiformes; Carangidae
Gene: tbx20
Product: T-box transcription factor 20
Exons: 8
Coding region: 360-1682 (440 amino acids)
Biological process (GO): vasculogenesis; heart looping; cell fate specification
Cellular component (GO): nucleus
Molecular function (GO): DNA-binding transcription factor activity, RNA polymerase II-specific; RNA polymerase II cis-regulatory region sequence-specific DNA binding
Source: RefSeq, a predicted model, not a curated record
GAAGCUUCCCAAAGAGCCGCCGGCCUCAGAUCUGGCACUGCAGGACGCGCACAAGUCUCGGGAGUCAGUCCUCCUCCUCCUCCUCCUCCCUUCACCAUGCGUCCAACAAGACUCUCAGCUCCGCAGUGACAAGCGUCUCCACCGCGGCGAGACUUUCACCGUCUGAGCGAGCAGAUUGUUUGUGCGCAAAAAAGCGAAAUCGAGGAGGAACUGUGCGUUUUUUGCGCUUUUUUUUUUUCUUCCCUCCGCUGGGAGCUAAAAAAAAAAAAAAGGCGGAGUUGAGGGUUUCUGGAGGAUUUUUUUUUAUUACUGUUAUUAUUUAAAGGGGAAUAUUUUGGUCCAAGCCUUUUACCACCGACAUGGAGUACACAUCAUCCCCGAAACCGCAGCUCUCAUCCCGGGCAAAUGCUUUCUCCAUAGCCGCCCUGAUGUCCAGUGGGAAGCCCAAUAAGGACAAGGAGACGGAGGAGAACACCAUCAAGCCUCUCGAGCAGUUCGUGGAGAAGACCUCCUGUAACCAGCAGUCUCUGGCUGACCUGUCCUCUCUGGACGGCCACGGGGACUUCAGCGGGAGCGCGCCUGCCGUGUGCACGGAGCCGCUCAUCCCCACCAAUCCCGGCAUCCCCAGCGAGGAGAUGGCGAAGAUCUCGUGCAGCCUGGAGACUAAAGAGCUGUGGGACAAAUUUCACGAGCUCGGCACCGAGAUGAUCAUCACCAAGUCCGGAAGGAGGAUGUUCCCCACCAUCCGGGUCUCUUUCUCCGGGGUGGACCAGGACUCAAAGUACAUCGUGUUGAUGGACAUUGUCCCGGUGGACAACAAGCGGUACCGGUACGCCUACCACCGCUCCUCCUGGCUGGUGGCCGGCAAGGCCGACCCUCCUCUGCCCGCCAGGUUGUACGUCCACCCGGACUCACCGUUCACCGGAGAGCAGCUGAUGAAACAAAUGGUUUCCUUCGAGAAAGUCAAACUGACAAACAACGAACUGGACCAACACGGACACAUCAUCCUCAACUCCAUGCACAAGUACCAGCCACGGGUCCACAUCAUCAAGAAGAAAGACCACACCGCCUCGCUGCUCAACCUCAAGUCCGAGGAGUUUCGCACCUUCGUCUUCGUCGAAACCGUCUUCACCGCCGUCACGGCCUAUCAGAACCAGCUGAUAACCAAACUCAAGAUCGACAGCAACCCGUUUGCUAAAGGUUUCCGGGACUCGUCGCGGCUGACAGACAUGGAGAGCAGGGAAAGUGUUGAGAAUCUGAUCCACAAGCACUCGUACGCCCGGUCGCCGAUCCGAACAUACACCGGCGACGAGGACAACCUGGGCGAGGACGGACACGUCACACACGGCAGAGGUUCAGCGUUCACCGCCUCAGACAACCUCUCUCUGAGCUCCUGGGUCACCACCACCUCGGGCUUCUCGGGCUUCCAGCACCCGCAGUCCCUGACGGCCAUGGGCACCGGCACCGCCUCCCUUCCCCACCCCAUCCAGGGCUCCCUGCCGCCCUACAGCCGGCUGGGCAUGCCGCUGACGCCCACCGCUCUGGCCGGAACCAUGCAGGGCAGCGGGCCGUCCUUCCCCUCCUUCCACAUGCCCCGCUACCACCACUACUUCCAGCAGGGGCCCUACGCCGCCAUUCAGGGACUGCGCCACUCCUCCACGGUCAUGACGCCCUUCGUAUGACUCUGUCCUGGGGAGGCGACAGCCGAACCUCACGCUAACGUCCACCCCCAAUCCAGUGCAACAAGUUAUUUCUCCACGCCGGCUCAUCACUCCUCAUCCAGUUUGUAUCUUUCCCCUCUGGUCUUUGUAAAUAGUUCCCCUCACUGAGCGAGGUGGUGGUACCAACAUGAAGAGGAUGAGGUUCACUGAAAGCCAAGCCAGAAAAGAAGACGGACUGAAAGAACCCCAGGACCUGCGGGACCACCAGCAGGUUUCAACAAACUCUUUGGUGACAUUGUACAAACUAUAAAACCUAAAGCAAGACAAGACGGUAAAGGGAGCAUGUUUGAUCUUGGCCCUUGAUGAACAGUGGAUCCUCAACGUAAACUCAUUUUAACAAUAUUUAAUAAGACCCUGUCUCCCUCUAAAGAUUCAACACUCACUGGCUACAGGGUCUCCACCGAAGCUUUAAAGAUGGCAGGUUGCCCUGAACUGACUCACCUGACGCGACAGUAUGUUGGACAGCGGCGACUCUGAGUCUGUGAACGUUUCAGCAUAUCAGAGAGGCAGAACGGUCGUCUCAGCUUUUCUGUGUUUUCUAGAAAGCCAGCCAUAUGUACAGUACAAAGCUACAACUCCACGCUCUGAGGAAAAUAAUGUCAAAAACAUAAAGUUAAAAUGCAUUGUACAAAGAUGAAGAUGCUACAUUUACUCAUAGGAAAAAUUCUCACUGUAGAGUGCAAAAAAAAAAAAGAAAAAAAAAAUCAUAGGACGCAUGCAGACCGCAGUAGACAAACACACUGGGUAAACUUUAUAUGGAAUAAUAUGGGAUGAAUAAGAUCACCUGCAACAGGGGUGAAGGAUUUCUUCUUACUUUAAAGUAAAGGCCCGGUCAAACCAGCAAAAAUCUGCAGAAGCAUCGUCUUUGGAUUUCCUCACAGCGGCAGUGAAACUUCAUCAUUGUUCCACCUGAGGUUCAACUCUGGUGAACUCAUGCAAAUCCAAUAGCAAACCGUCUAGACACUGCUGACAGAAGAGAGUCCAAAGUGGAAGAAAUUACAGCUUAAACUGGAGCUUUUUGGCUGUGUUGUUUAUUUUAUCUCCUCUCUGGCUAAUGACAUUGCUAACUGACAAUUAGCAAAGCUCGUUAGUCAGGAGUUUUUUUUUCCUCUUCAAUAAUUCUGUCUUGGAUGAAACGUUUAACACUCCUGACAACAAAAUACAAAGAAACUAGAGGAGCGUUUGUGACUUGACUGUUACUAGCAUGUUAGCCGUUAGCUGAUCAGCUAGCCCUGUGAGUAGUCCCAUCUACCACCCCCUGUUUGACGAAGACUCGAUAACUGUGUUGCUGUCUGGAGUGACCGGGCCUUAAGUAAGAGGAAUCUAACCACAUAAUGUGUUGACUCCAUUAACAUCUGUUUUAAAAAUAUUCAUACUUCAGUUCUUUAUUUUAAGUGUGGCCAUAAAUGUAGCCCUAAUCAAUCUGUUUCCUGUGAUGCUGAGGGAAACAAAGAGGCAGAAGUUGAUCUCACUGAUGAUGCAUUGUAAUCUCUUCUAUGACAGAACAUACAGAAGCAUUUGAAGGGAAGCAGCAGCGUGAUUUCAUGUGUUUCUAUUGUAAACAGGAGGCAGCAUCUACUGUAUGUAGAAACAUCUCGUUUGACUCCACCAGGUUUUUCUGCUGCCGACCGUCGACUGCAGCCUGUUAGCAGCUGGUGUUUAGCAGAUGUUAGCGCGGGCUGAUUCAUGGCGGCGUCAGAGCUGCCGACAGGGCGUCCGCACCUGGAAAUAAUGGCUCCCUGCUGUUUCAUUUAAAACACACAGGGAGGAAGAAGCUGGAAGCUGCAGGAGUCGACUCACUCGCUCUGAGAUGGUGCAGCUGCAUUAAAAUGUAAAAGUAGUCAAAGUAAUUUAUUUGAAAGUUUUUAUAAAGAAAUUCAAAUACAAGCAGCACAGGUGAGAUGGUUCUACCUGGAGUGACUGCUGCUGUUUUGAGGUGCAUUUUAUUAUGAAGAUAGAUUUUCAAUUCAGAAGCUCCACAGCCAAAAAAGUCUGAGAAACCACAGCUAGACUGAUGGACAAUAUUAGUUUUCCGUUCCAUAGUUUGACCUUGAUGAGACUAUUUCAACUGUAAGAUUCUUUUACAGCCGUAAUAACAAUUAUAAUUAUUGAUCAGAUUGAUUAAUUCUUUGUUUUGUCUUCAAAAAAUGUCAGAAUACCCAAAAUAACUUCCCACAGCUCAACGUGAUUUAUUCAGAUUGCUUGAUUUAUCCAACCAACUGUCCACAGCACAUAAAAUAUUCAGUUAAUUAUCAUAUAUGACACAGAGAAGCAGCAAAUCCUCAUGUUGAGAAGCUGGAGUCGGUGAAGUUUUGUCAUUUUUCUGCUUGAAAACCAACUGAAAGGAUCAGAAGAUGAAUUAAUCGAUCAACCGAUUUAUCAUUUCAGCUCAGUGAAAUGUUGAAAGUUGAAUGAUUCUCAUCAAAUCAGUUUGUUUAUGUUCUACAUUUAUGAAAAAAAAAUCUUGGCUGAUAUUUUGUUGUCUCAUUUUUAAACCCUAAAAUACCAGUAUCAGUCUCAGCCGGACUCUGUCAUGACUCUAGUGCAGCGAUCUGUUCUGUUCUGUCUUGUUUUAUGAUACAGAGGCUAAUUUCUCAAAUUACUGACACAGUUUGAAGCAUGUUGGAAAGACUAAUAAUCAUCAUUUUUCACUGGGAAAUCUGACUUUUAAGAAGACACACUGAUUAAUAAGAAAAUUGUUGGUUUGGAGGGAGGUUUCUUGCAGCGAGUCCGUCUGUCAUGUUUAUGCACAAAACCUUGUUGAAUCAUGAAAGCACCAGCGUUAGCUUCAUCCAGAGGUGUGUGUCAUGGACGAAGAUGUUUUUUAGUUCUGUGGAAGCAGAAUUUCAAAGUAAUGAUAAAUGAGCUGUUACACAAACACACUGUAAAUGUCCUGGUUUGACUUGUGCCACAUUUUUACAUUUAUCAUACGAAGCCUGUUGCUGUUCUGACCCCUUGCAUAUCAUUAAUGUGCAAGCAGUUAAUUUUAUCUCAUCUGUUUUUUGAGGAAAGACAAGUACUUGGAUCCUUCACUCCCAUUUAUUUGCUUUGUAAUCAAAUCCAGGUUUUGUUCUGAUGUACAGCCUGAACUGAAUGUUGAUUUCCAUCUUUCUAAAUGUACAACACUUCCUUCAAACGUUACGCACAUUUCCGAUUUACCACUGAAAAUAAUCUGGGUUUUUUUUUUUAUUGUUUUGUUUCCUUUCGUAUGCCAUAAUCUGACACCGGAUGAGAUUGUGUUUUGAUGAUUUUUAAGUGCAAUAUAUUUAUUUUGCUCUCUGGAAAUAAUGUGUAAUGUACUAUGCCGCAUUUAAAAAAAAAAAAAAGUUAUUUGUAAACCUUGAGAAAUAUAUAUCACCACCCAAAUAUUUUGAGUUAUUUUUUUUCUCACUGACAUCAUGUACACGUUUCUCCCCCGCAGUGAUUGUCAGAAAUAAAUUAAAUCAUGAAAUGAUUUAAAAACCA